This is a messenger RNA of Sitodiplosis mosellana (orange wheat blossom midge), 7648 nucleotides long. Its product is annotated as zinc finger and BTB domain-containing protein 41. Gene Ontology annotation, cellular component: nucleus. The record is from RefSeq and is a predicted model, not a curated record. Bases 3576 to 6839 code for a protein of 1087 amino acids. Gene Ontology annotation, molecular function: DNA-binding transcription factor activity; RNA polymerase II cis-regulatory region sequence-specific DNA binding. NCBI's taxonomy places the organism in Eukaryota, Metazoa, Arthropoda, Insecta, Diptera, Cecidomyiidae. The transcript is spliced from 8 exons. Gene Ontology annotation, biological process: regulation of transcription by RNA polymerase II.
UACAAGCAUAAAUGGAAGAAAAUAAAAACUGUACGGUGUCGUUAUCGUUGUCGUCGUCGCACGCGUUAUAUGUGCCUGCCUGAUCUCUGUCCCUUUCUCGCUCUUACAAUACGCACACUUACACAUAUCAAAACCGAGUGUUUUAGUCUCUUUCAUUCAAAAUAAAAUAGUAGCACAAGCAUUGGCAAGACAUACACAUGCAUAAAAGGAAAAUUAAUACGAAAAAAAAAUUCAAACGAGAAGUAAUGAGAGAAAAAAAAUAAAAAUACGCGAGAUACACGCUAGUUCUAGUUAAGUGCACAGUGUGCGGAGACGAGACUCAAAUGUAUCACUAGAAAAUUAUUACACACAUUUUUCCGUUUGUAUCGCUGUUUUUCGUCUUAAUUUGUUUUAUUUUUUUUCUGUUCCGUUGAUAUGUUUGUUUUCCAAUAUUUGAGUUGAGUUGUUUUUUUCUUUUCUCUCUCGGUGUGUAAGUGCGUAGGUUUCUGAUAUCCGAUCAGUUUCUAAAAUCUGUGGAGACUUUAGUCUCCUUUAAACCGAUAGAAAAAGAAAGAAAAAGAAAAACUUCCAAAUCCUUACGACGGCAACGACGAGGAAAUUUAUGUCAAAACGAAAUUUGAAAUCGGUUGUUGUGUCAAGGAAAAAGUUGAAGCGCAGUGCUUGUAAUCAACACCGACCAAAUCAGCGAACGUUCAAAAAAACGGACAAUUAUCGUUUUAGAGUAAAGGGUGAAAGACAGUUCAAUUGGUGAAAAGUCCUUAUGUACUUGAACGCAACGACGAAAACAAAACGAUUUGUACGUGCUUGAAUUGUGAGCAUUUGGAUUAACAUUUUUACUUGAUCCACCGAGAAAGUGAACGAAUGCGAUUACAAUCGUCGACUUAUUUGCGUAUGUCAACAAUACAUUAUUGUGCCGCAUCGCUAUAACAAAAUCUCCUCGAACCAAUAUUUUCGAUAGUGGAAAUCCGCAAUCAAGUGCAUCACCAUCACCAUCACCAUUGUGAAUGUCGGAUAUCAAGAGUGUGAAGAAAUUCAGAAGAAAACAGAAGUCAUAUUCAAAAUCUGAAUAAAAAGAAAUGUUAAGACAUACAGAAACUUGAAGAAGCAACGAGAGACCGAGAAAGCAGAGCACUGAAGAAAAAAAAAACGCAGUGUUCAAUAAAGUGAAUUAAACUAAAUAAGUGCCCUGGCCGACUCGGUUGGAUGAUGAGACUUACCGAGAAAGUACGCGAAUGUACUAACUGCAAUUGAGACUUCCGAUGACAGUGAUGACCCCUCCCAAUAUACCUCUCUGCACCGAUUGUCCCGAGACCGAUUUCAAAUAACACGUUCCGAUAUGUUGAUGGUUUUUCAAUCUGAAACGGUUAAAAUUGAUUUGUGUGCAUUUUUUUGUUCGUUUGCAAUUCGGUUUCGUUUAGUGCAACGCAUACAAUUCGGCAAAGUGACAAUGCAAUUGUGAUGUCAAAAUGGAUGUGUCCAAAGUGUUCAUUAUGCGAUUUCGACGAUGAGAGAUAGUUUAGGGGGGGUUCUCCGUCAGUCGAUUUCAUGUGGAAUUGCCGCGAGAUGAAAUAGCGAAAAAGAAAUUGUGCACGGGAUAUUUGGUUUGUUUGUUUGUGAACGCGCGAGAGAGAAGUGAGUGCGUGUGUGUGUGUGUGUGUAUGUUUGUUUAGUUGCAAAGACCGCGAAUAUUAUUUCGCUCAUUCAACGAUUCAAAAUUUGCUUCUGCUGCUACUGCUGGCGGUGCUGCGCUGCUUGUAUAUAUAUAUAUAUAUAUGAAUCGUAUAUAUUAGACGCACGAUAAAGUGUUUAUAUUGUGUGUUGUGCUUUUUAUGAAUGUUGAGCGCGUUGCAUUAUUACACACUAUACUAUUAUUAUUGUUAUUAUCAUUAUUGUUUUUCUUUCUAUUAAUUUCAUUUUAUUGCUCUCUUCUAGAGCAAGCAAUCCGAGGAAAAAAAAAACGCACACAAUGUAAAUAAAUUAGAAUUGUAAUUAACUAAUUAUGUUGUGUGUAUCCCACAUAUACACACCAUUCAAUUCGUAAUAUAUUCAAUGCAUUUUCGGAAUUAUUUCUCGUUUCUAUGUGUACUAUUUAUUUAUUUAUUUAUUUUUCGACGUUUUGUUGUUAUGAACAUGGAAUUUCGUGUGCAUGCACACAAUUUACAUACACACAAAAUGCGGUGAAAGACCGAAUAUGACAACGCGCAUUUCCAAAUUUUGAAUUUGAAUUUGAAUUCUCUCUUUUGAUCGUUGAUUCAGAAAAGCUCUCCAUACUGAAUAAACAAUACAACCGACGAAAUUCAAACGAACCGUUUCCACAAUUGUACUCGUCGAAAUGAGCUCAACGGCAGCUGAAAAACCAGUGAUAUGUUGCAAUUUAUGUGUCAUUUUAUCUUAUCUACGUAUGUAUAAUAGAGAGAAGGAAGGCAAAUGCAGAAAAUGAAAUUUUUGGUAAUUGUAUAUCAAAAUAAACGCACAGACGCGCAGCAUUCUGCGCUAAACAAACAAACCAAUCGAACCCGAAAAGAAAAAAAGAAGUGGCUAUUUUUGCAUGCAUAAAUAUUAAUAACAAUAAUGAUGGUUGUAAUCAGUGAUUAGAAUGAAGGUGAAAUAGACAAAACCGAAGAAGUCAAAAAGAAGCAAGAAACCAAAAACAAAGAUUCGAAUAAAAUUAAAAGUAUGAAAGGAAUAAAAUAACAAACAAAAAAGAAGUAGAAUUAAGCCAACUACUAGAAGCAACGACAGCAGCCAACAACAACAACAACAACAACAACAACACGAGUAAGCGAACGAGGAACAUAAGCUAGUGAACAGUGAUUUUGAAGCACACAAUCGACGAAGUGUUUCAGUGUGUGCCUGAUUUGAUUACAUACGAGAACAAGAGAUGUGCAUGUAUUCCGUCAUACAUGUUAUGUAUUCACAUAUGCCGUGAGUUUGUGGACUACACAACGACUUGUGAAUAAGACGAAAAAUAUAGUACCAAAAGGAAGAAGAAAAAAAGAAGAACAACACACAUGAAAACGAUGAAGAAGCAGAAAAAACACUAAGAAAUAUACGAAACAUAAGGUUCAGAAAAGAAAAAGAAAAGAAGAAAAAAGACGACUCGCAGCCAAAGUAAUACACAGUACACAAUACGCGAAGGAAAAAGAAGCGAACAAGAAGAAGAAGCAGCAGCAGUAGUGACAGAGAAAGAGUAAAGAAGAAGGAGCACUCGCGAAGUAGCGGUGCAUCGAUGGCGGCGGCGACGGCGGCGGCGGUGACAGAAAGCACAGGAAAAUGAAGAAAACAGCACAAUAGAGAGAAGAAAGAAAAAAAAAAACUACGAAAAAGAAGAAAUAUUUAACGAUUAGAAAAUUCAAUAUGUGUGCAUACGAGUUUAAAGACACAGCAAUAAAUAUGUGUGCAAGUACUAUAUCAUCCUAUUAUUAUGAAUAACAACAACCAACAAACAACAACGGCUAAAAAAAUAUAAAUAAACCAAACCAAACCGUACAUUAUUAUACGCUAUAUCUAGCGCGUAUACACUAUUCUCCUCAUCGUAUCGCACAACGUUCGUUCAUAUAGAGAAGAGAAAGAAAAUGGAUGCAAUUGUAACAUUAGAAAAUUUUAAAUUAAUGGUAUUUGCAUUAAUCAAAUUUCUGAAUCAAUUAUCCGAACAAGAUAAAGUAGCGGCCAUCAAAUUUCUAAUUACAACCCUGAAAGCAAGUACAAAAGAGCACUUUAGUAAAUCGCGUUAUUCAAGCUAUACAUUCGGACAGAACACGGAUGUUGAACAGUGGCUUGUGGCUGAUGUAAUUGAGAAAAAAUCACCACCGACAACUGACACCGACGACUACGAUGAAAACAGCCAAGACUUUGAUGAAAAAUUCCACAUUCAACUUGAUGAUUUAGCAAAUUCCGGUGCAUUCGGUAAUCAAGCAUUGAUACCAGUCAUACAGCAGCGCAGCAAUAAUAUCGACGGCAGCGGCAGCAGCAGCAGCAGUAACUCUGUAGUGUUAUCGCGCGAACAACGCAAAACAAACAUCGUUCAGCACUUACUGAACGAAAACAGUCGAUACGAAUUGAAUGUGCAUAAAUUAUUUGGAUUUAGUCGGAAUUUUUUGAAGUCAAUUUUCAACGAUUUCGUGUUCGAGCAUUGGAUUGAUGGCAAGUUGCUGGUGAAGCAACAGAGAAUGUUGGGCGACGCACCCUCAAUAGCAGCAGCAGCAACAUCAAAAACAACAACAACAACCACAGCGGAAGCUACACUCACCGAAAUUUUUGACGAGACCAUCGAACACGAAGACAGCGACCGUGAAUUGAGCCUUCUCAAUGAGGUCGACGACGAAAUUCUGACGCCGACCAAUCAAUCAGGCAUGAGCACCGAAUCAGUCAAUCAUCAGAUCGAUCCGUUGGAAACGAUCGAAGAAACCGACCCAACCAAAGCCAAACCGAAGCCGGCACGCAAAACCAAACUCUACACGUGUUUCCAGUGCCCAAAAGUCUAUAACAAAAGAAAAACGCUUGCGGUGCAUUACAAAUUUCAUCCUGGCUAUUGUUUUGAUUGCGGUGAAAACUUCGGAACGACGAUCGAAGAUCGUGUCCGGCACAAUCGGCAAUACCACUCGAAACAGUAUCCACAUGUGUGCGAGACGUGUGGUGAUUCAAUGUCGAGGAAUCAACAGUAUUUAGCCCAUAUAAAAACGCAUGAAAAGGAGCCAAUAAUCAAAUCGGUGUGCAAGCGCUGUGGCGAAAAAUUCACAUCGAUUAAAGCUUACAAAGAUCAUUUGCAAACGAUGGGCCAUACGGAUGGAUCGCGAGUUUGCGAGUAUUGUGGGAAAAGCUUUACAGACGAAGCAAUGCUUCAGCAGCACAUUAAACGAGUUCAUCAUACCACAAAAUCUCAUAAAUGUGAUCAUUGUGAAAAGUCAUUUGAUACUCGUUCGAAUCUGACGCGGCACAUGCAAAUUCACAAGGAUAUAACGCCGAGCUUUGUGUGUGAACAGUGCGGCGGUUCUUACGCAACAAUCCAUACGCUGCGAGAGCACAUCAAUGAUAAGCAUACCAAGAAGAAGUUGCAUACUUGCGAGGUGUGCCAACGAGAAUUUACCAAUCGUCAUUUGUAUCGUAAUCAUAUCGCAACACACUCAGAGGACCGACCGUUUGCCUGUACGAUCUGCACCAAAGCGUUCAAAUUGAAAACAAAUUUGAUGCGUCACACCAAGCGCAACCACGGUACAAGCAGCAGUAGUAGUAGUAAUGCUGGCAACAAUAAUGCGGUUGGUGAAACAACAAAAGCGAAAACCAAACGAAAGCAUCCGUCGAGCGACAAAGACGAAAGCAAUUCGUCAACGAUGACACCACCGCCGCCGCCUCAAAAGAAACCAUUUCAACCGUUUUCAUCCGACAGCCCGUUUUAUAAGAACAAUCAAUCGAUCCAGUUCCAGGCCUCGUCAACACCACAAGAAACUCAAGCCAUCGUACCGAAACCGGAAACGCCGCAAAACAAUCAAAAUGAAGUGGCCAAUUAUCCACCACAGGUGGCGCAAAAAUCACAAAUGCCCGAAUCGUUUCAUGUCGUCGAAACUUAUAUGCCAAUCAAACAGUCACCGCAACCGCCAAGCACACCCAAUCAAAACUACUACCAAUACUUUGAGCAACCGCCAAAUCAACACCAUGUUCACAAUCCAAGAAGUCAACAGAAUCAACAUGAUGUGACGGCGCAUCAACAACUUCAGCAGCAAUACCAAUCGCAACAGAAGCCGAACAAUGAAUACCAUCAGACAACGCCUUCGAAUCAAACAAGUGACGCAAACAAAAUCCAUCACAGUCUCCCAUACGUUCAAAGCAGCGCUUAUCACAUGCAGCCACAUCUACCACAAGCAUAUCAAGAGGCCUAUCACACGCAAACAGUGACCAAUCAUCAUCCGAAUGUGCUACAGUCACAGUACGCACAACAACAGCCGUUGAAAUAUCGUCAGAGUGCUUCCAAUGCUUCUCAGCAAUAUCAACAAACUCAACCUCCACAUCAUAUGCAGCAGCAGCAGCCACAACAGCAGAAUCAUUAUCGAUACCCGAACCAAUAUCACUAUUCAAAUCACUUAGCUCCAUCGGCGCGACAGCUACAAGCACAGCAACAACAGCCGCGCCAUGCAAACGUAAUGGGAAUGCCUCAAAAUUGUUAUGAUGUGUCUUAUAGUUCGGGUGCCGAGUCGCAGACAAAUCAUUCGCCAAGUAGUCAACAGCAACAGCAACAGCAGCAGCACACACCGCACCAAAUGCAGCCAACGCAUCCAGCCGUUGGCCAAACCGGCGAGCAACAUAAAGCACCAAACACAAAAUAUCCUACGUACUAUGAUGCAAAUACUCAUGCACAAUAUGAUCAUAUGCAAACACAUAACUUGGACACGGGAUGGAAUAAUUUGAAUCCAUCUUUGGUCGAUCAACAACAGUCUGCUCAAUAUGGCGUGCCGAUGCGACCAGAUAUGCCAAAAUUCAGCAAGGUUGCACCCAACCAAGCGGCCGUCGCGAAUGAUACAAAAAUACAACAGCAGCAGCAGCAGCAGCAGCAGCAGCAGCAGCAGCAGCAGCAGCAGCCACAGUAUCCAUACCAAAAUAUGUGGCCAAACGAAUCCGCACAAAUGGAAUACGCUCCCAAAGCAAUCGAUACAAACAUUGUAAAACAUGAACAACAACAGAAUUCAAGCACGGCCACAAGUGCUUCCAAUUCAUAUAACAGCAUAGGAAAUAUUCUGACCAAUUUGGAGCUGCUGGGCAAUCCAAAUUCGAAUCUGGACACGAGUAAUUUUGAACUGAUUGGCUCGAACUAUGAUCAACAAUACGGAACUAAUUCUUGGAUGUAAAAAGAGAGAGAAAUAGACAGUGGGAGAGACUAGGGUCUUUCGUGUUGGUCCGCAUUGAAAAUAGGAAUUUUAAGAUAAAAAAAAUACCUAUGAUCAAAAUAGACGUUCAAACUACACUGAAAAUUUUAUAAUUUAACGUGUUUCAACAAAAAAAAAACACAAACAAACAUAAAAUAUGAAAGAAUGAAACAUGGAAAAAGAACGGAAAGCAGAAACAAAAAUCCAUUUGGUUGUUGAAUGAAAAAAGGACAUUUUUUAGCACUUUUUUCUUAGCAUUUUUUAAAAAGAAAACUAAAUCCAAAAUCCGAAAAGCAAUUUUAGUAAUUUUGUUGAGAUAAAUCACACAUGAUUUACAAUUAUUUUAAUGAAAGAUAUAGAUAAUGUUCAUACAAAGUAUGGCAAUUUUUUCUUAAAAAAAAAACAAAAAACCACAUUUUAACGGCGAAAAGACAUUGACAAGGAAAUUACACACUCACAAGAAUAAGCGGAAGUAAUGAUAUAGAAAAAUGCACAUACACAAUAAUUGAAUUGAGUCAAUUCCAAUGAUCUUGUGCGCUGUAAAUUGUGUUAUUUUUUUUUCACAAGCUUCUUUAUAUUUAAAUAAUUUUUUUCUUUGUUUCAUUUCGAUAGUCACAUUGCUUUUGUUAUCUCAUUUUCACCAGUUCAAAAUAAACAACAAAAAGCAAAAUAUUUUUCCACAUCUGAGGCUGCUGGUGAUGAUUUACAAAAGUAGAAAUUAAAUGAUGCUAACUAUAUAUAUAUAUAUAUAUAUGAAGAAAAUAAGUAAAUAAAAACACAGACACACUAAA